This is a messenger RNA of Vespula vulgaris, 1371 nucleotides long. RefSeq names its product protamine-like protein. Lineage: Eukaryota; Metazoa; Arthropoda; Insecta; Hymenoptera; Vespidae. Gene Ontology annotation, cellular component: nucleosome. Bases 420 to 1055 code for a protein of 211 amino acids. The transcript has 4 exons. Gene Ontology annotation, biological process: nucleosome assembly. Gene Ontology annotation, molecular function: DNA binding. The record is from RefSeq and is a predicted model, not a curated record.
CACAAUGUAGGAACUCGAAAUAUCGAACAGCUGAUAGAUAAAUCAUGUGGAAAACAAAUACUUUCGUCGCUAGGAUACCGUCUUGUUUAAAUGUGGCAAAUAAAAAUUUUUCGUGUCCGAUCUGAUUAAAUAUAAAAAUUGUCGAUAUAAUUAUAAUAGAAGGAAAUAAAUAAAUAAAUAAACAAAUAAAAGCAAUAACAAUAUAUUAAGAACGAGAUAAAUUUUUAUUAUCGUGAAAAAAUGCGAGAGAACCAAGGAACCUGAAAAUUAUUUUUUAAUCCUCGUCUUCAUUCGAGAAGCAAAUCUCGUAGAGGAAAAAAAAAUAUUUAAGAAAAAUUAAAAUUUAAAGAAUAAAAAAGAGGGAAAAAAUCAAUGACAUACGAGUGAACCGAUAAAGAAAAGUUAUCGUUAAUAUCGUCAUGAGCGGAAGAAGGAGACCAAAAAUCGAGGCUCUCAUUGUGAACGCGAUACGUAAACUUCAGGACGCACAGGGAUUGACUCCUCGAGAAAUCAGUAACUAUAUCACUCAGGAAUAUGACGUGCCUGGAACGGAAAUUAAAAAGCAAGUACAUCUUGCCCUUAAACGUGGCGUCUCCUACGGGAUCCUUCGGAAAUAUAAAGGAGGAUACUACACUUGCAAUCAGGAUUUUCUUAAAAAACAGCCGAUAAAUAGGAACGAGAUAAAUGAGUUUUCAUGUCCACCAAAACGACGACUAUGCAGACCGAGAAGACGACAAUCGCGAAGAAGAUGUAAAAGAGUUUGUCGAAAAAUACAACGAAGAAGAUCUGCAUGCAAGAGGAGACGGCCUAGAAGAAGAAGUGUUUGUAGAAGAAGGAAUAGAAGUAGAAGAAGAAAGAGGUCGGGACGAAGAUGCGGUACCUCGGAGUUUAACGAAAUGGAGGCAAUAUCGAAACAACCGAGACCGAACAGUGGAGACGACGAUGACAACAACUCAAGAAACGAGAGCAUAAGCGAUAGAUCUAGCCUGACAGAUCCGGAUGGAUCUAUGCAAGAUCCACGACCGAACACACCGCCUAGCACUCAUAUGGAAUGAUCAAAAUAUUGUAAAUCGAUUUUUUUCGAUUCGAAAUUAUUUUUCGAGAGAAAAUUUGAAGUUGCAUUGGUAACGAUAUUUCCAUUUUCCAUUUGUUCUUUUUUCUUCCUUUUUCUUUAUCUUUUUCUUUUUUUGUAUUUCUCUUUUUCCUUUUUUAUUAUUGAUUUUUUUUUUUAUUUUGUAUUCAUUUAUUUUGGUAAACAUUUUUCUAUUGUUCGAUUUUUUUUCUCCUUUUUUUUUUCUUUGUUAUUACCCUUUAAUUUUUCCUUUCUUUCCUUUUUUUUUUUUUUGCUUUUCGAGGAUUGAUCUAUUUAUU